AUGCUGGUUGCUUCAAAUAACGACAAUACUGCCCAUCCGAGUGAAGUUGAGAGGCUUUUGGGCACGACCGAGCAUCAGGAAGAGCAGCUCACAGACUCGGAAGGCGAGGAUGACUUUGUGAAAAAAUACGGCGAUAUCAAAUUUCAGUACAUCAAAAGGCCCAAGGACGCCCUUUGGUUCAUCAGGCCCCAUGCGCUCAACUACUUCAAGGAAGGUGUCUUGUAUCGCACCAAAGGCGAAAGACUGUCAGGAAAGACUGAAUUGUUUCUCGAUUUAAUUUAUGUUGGAAUUAUCGGUAAAGUUGCCGGGGAGGCUUGCGAGGAUGCUUCUUGGGCGGCUCUUAUCAAGUACAUUUUAAUAUUCUUGCCUUACUGGACCGUUUGGGCCGAUAUCAAGGACGUAACGAACUACUACUACAACGAGGACUUGUCUCAGAAGUUAUACCUCUUGUGGAUCUUGGUGUUGUUGACCACGUCAGUGAAUGCCCAACAGCUGGUAUUGGAACUGACGAAAGGCGCCGCUUUCACAAUUGUGCCCUAUAUUCUUUGCAGACUAUCCUUAGCGUUCGGUUUAUUGUUUUACUCGUUCUUCAUUCCUGAGCACAGAGCACAACAACGUCUUUACUUUGUCUUUUUGCUUAUUACAAAUGCUAUAUGGGUUCCCGUAAUUUUUGUGGGCGCUAAAGCGAAGGUUGUGAUCGCACUCAUUGCCAUUGCUCUUGAGCAGAUUACCUUCUCAAUUGUGUUUCACCCUUACACUAAACGAUUAUUGAAACUAACCAUGUCCACGGCUCUCAAUAUUGAACAUGAAGUGGAGAGAAUGGGUGCGUUCUACACCGUUGCCAUAGGUGAAUUUCUCAAGACAAUUACCGCUGAGCUGCGCAUCGGCGUCGGGUUCACGAAGCUGUAUCCAAGGGGAAUUCUUUUUCUUGUGAUUGCUUACACCCUUUUUUGGCUCUAUGACGGCUGUGGCAAUUGUAAGAAAGCUGUACAUCCUCUUCGUCAUAGUGCUUUCAGGGCAAUUUCAUGGAUUUACCUCCAUGUGCCUCUCAUUGGGUCUGUCGUGCUUGCUGCUAACUCUGGUGGUGAGCUUAUUGGUAUUCAAGAGCAUAGAAUACAGUGGAGUCGUACCACGGGUGAAAUCGAACCGCAUCUUGACGCCUACGCUCUCAGAUUGUUCUUCACCGGUGGCCUUUGCGUGGCGUUACUCUCUAUUUACGCCAUUGGCUCUUUGGAUGAAAGCAGAGAUGCUCCAGGCACAUUUUUGGUGCUGAAGUUUUGGAGAGUUUUUUGGAGGUUACCGGCUGCAAUCGCUAUCCUUGCUCUCAGAUUCUUGAACAUUGGAAUCACCGCGGUGAUGGCCUCUACAGCGGCAAUUCUCAUUGCUCUUUACUUUUACGAAAGUGUUGUUUCGACUCCCAAACGCUACCUUGCUUUUGGCGAGUAUUUCAAUGGUACAGCUGCUAAUUAG
Candidozyma auris is the source of this 1470-nucleotide messenger RNA. RefSeq lists its product as uncharacterized. NCBI's taxonomy places the organism in Eukaryota, Fungi, Ascomycota, Pichiomycetes, Serinales, Metschnikowiaceae. The transcript has a single exon. Bases 1 to 1470 code for a protein of 489 amino acids. The record is from RefSeq and is a predicted model, not a curated record.